AUGGAGGUCAUGGCGCUGAGUAUGGCCAAGGCCGUGUUUAAUGGCGUACUGACCUACGCCAAGAAUGGCGUGCUGAGCUACGCCGAGGCCAACAAGGCAGAGGAGAUCAGGAUCCAAAGCGACGUGGACUUUAUCACCGAGGAGCUGCAGAUGAUGCAAUUGUUCCUGGUGACGGCUGAUGAGGACAAUUGCCAGAACAACGUGAUGUCCACGACCUGCCUGAAGCAGAUCCGCAACCUAGCUUACAAAGCGGAGGACAAACUCAUGGAUUUUGGCCUCCACUCAGAGAAGAAGCCAUUUUGGGGGUUCAUCCCCCGCAGCCUAUCUGAUCCACACCGCAUUGCCACAGAACUGAAUGAGUUGAGAGCCAAGAUGGAGGACGUGAGCAGAAAAAACCCUCGCUACGGCCUCUUCAAGAGCAACAAUGUUAGUUCUGCUUCGAGGUCUACCGCAGCUAGCACGGAAAUGUUUGGCAUCAAUGAAGCAAUCCUUGCCACCCUGGAGCAGAAAAAAUCAUACGUUCUCCAGCAGCUGAUUACCAUGGUGGAGGAGGAUCUUAGAGUGAUCGCCAUGUGGGGAACAAGCGGUGAUCAUGGAAAGAUGUCCGCCAUCCAGGAGGUCUAUGAUGAUCCAGAGGUACUGAAAAAGUUUGGAUUUCGUGCUUGGGUUAGAUUGAUGAAUCCUUUCAAUCCACAAGAAUUCCUCCGGAGCUUGGUGAGGCAAUUCUAUGAAAAUUCCCAUGAAGAAGUUGGAAAGCAAGAAAGCGAAACAAGUGUUGGGGCUAAUAUUUUUGCGAAGAUGGAGAAGAUGGAUCAAAGUGAUUUAAUCUGUGUAUUCAAUACCAAGUUGUGUAGCAAUAGUUACCUCAUUGUGAUAAAUGACCUAUCCACUAUAGAAGAUUGGCAUUGUGUCAAAAAGUACUUUCCCAACAACAAAAAACAGAGUAGAAUCAUUGUUUCGACGCAAAAUGGUGAAAUUGCAAGCUUGUGCACAGACAAUCCGUGCCAAGUGACUGAGCUCAAGCAAUUGUCAUGUGAUCAAACUCUUUAUCUUUUCCACAAGAAGGAUGUGCAUGCAUCAAUGCCCACCAGUAAUAUACAACAGGAAGAUGAAGAACCAAAUACUGCAGGUGAAAAUAUUUCAACUGCUUCAAAGAAGUUUAAUCGCAGCAGGACACUGGCACUGGUUGACGGAGUUCUCACCGGGCGAGAGAAAGAGAAAUCUACUGUCAUCAAAUUAAUUGGUCAACCAGACAACAAACAAAGCUGUAAGGUGAUCUCAGUUUGGGGAAUGAGUGGUCUGGGAAAAACCUCUCUUGUCCGAAGCGUCUACGGAAGCCAAGAGCUUGCUGUCUGGAAGCAUGCAUGGGUCACCGCAUUGCGUCCUUUUAGCCCUGAAGUACUCCUUAGAGAUUUGGCUUUGCAGCUUCAGAAAAGUAUUCAAGAAGAUAUUUCUGGAGCAAUAUCAACUAAAGGGGUAGCACUGAUGAAAAUUCAAGAGUUGAAGGUGGAAUUAGCUCGGCUACUGAAAACACAAAAUUAUCUUGUUGUACUUGACGAUAUAUCAUCCAAUUAUGAAUGGGAUUUGUUAAAAGAGUUUUUGGAUGAUGCUGGAAGGAUCAUAAUCACCACGAGAGAAAGAAACAUUGCCAAAUAUUGUUCAAGGGUACACGAGAACAUGUACGGUCUUCAAGGUCUUCAAGACGAUGCUGCACUUGAUCUCUUUACAAAGAAGGUAUUCAAGGACAACACUCACAAAUUUGAUUGUGUCCCGGCUAUGAUGGAUCAAGCAAGUAUUAUGCUAAAGAAGUGUGAUGGACUUCCCCUUGCAAUAUCGACGAUAGGUGGAUUUCUAGCCACUAAGCCAAAAACUGUUAUUGAAUGGAGGAGGAUGAAUGAUCGUGUUAAUGCUGCACUACAGAUAAAUCCUGAACUUAGGACAAUAAAGGCUGUUCUUAUGAUGAGCUAUGAUGGUUUGCCAUAUUAUCUCAAGUCUCCUUUCUUAUACCUGGCGAUAUUUCAAGAAGAUCAAAAAAUUAGGUUGGAUCGCCUAGUGAGGCGGUGGAUGGCAGAGGGUUACUCACGGGAUAUGGAUGACAUUACUGCAGAGCAACUCGGUCGUAGGUACUUUGAAGAGGUUUUGGAUAGAAGUAUGACCCUGCCAGUGGAAGAUGUAAAUAAUCGCAGUGGCAAAAUUGAUUCUUGCCAACUUCAUGAUAUCAUCCGGGAAUUAUGCAUCUCAAAAGCGAGAGUGGAAAACCUUGUCUUCACCCUAGAGGAUGGAUGUUCUUUGGUCAGUACACAAGGUCCAAUACGUCAUCUUGUCAUAGGCAGCAACUGGAAAAGGGAUGUUGAUGCAUUGCCGAGUGUGCUGGACUUGUCUCAGGUACGGUCAUUGACCGUGUUCGGAGAGUGGAGACCCUUUUUCAUCUCCGGGAAUAUGAGGUUCGUCCGAGUGCUCGAUUUGGAAGAUACACUAGGGUUGAGAGACCAUCAUCUUGAUCGUGUCGGAAAACUCCAUCACCUCAAAUUUCUUUCUCUACGUGGAUGUUGGAAUAUUUUCCGUUUGCCAAAUUCUUUGGGAAAUUUGUGGCACCUCCAAACACUGGAUGUUAGAGGUACACGUAUAUUUGACUUGCCAACAGCAAUUACCAAUCUUAGCAAGCUACAGAACCUUCGUGCACCAGAUUAUUUGGGAGGCAGCAACAAUCUUAUUGACAGCAAGUAUGGUGCUAAAGUUCCUAGAGGAAUAGGUCAGCUGAGGGCUCUGCACAAAUUAGGUGGAGCCUAUGUUGAGGAGAAUGCCACUGUAAAAGAGCUUAGAGAGCUUACUGAAUUGCGUAAGCUUGGAGUGGCUGGUAUCAGCAGCAAAAACAGCAUGGAGUUUUGGUCUGCCAUUGGUGGUCACGAUCAUCUUCGAUCUCUUUCAGUGAGAGGGAAAUCAAGGAAGGAUGACUUAGAUGGUUGUCCGGGUGAGCGUUUGUCGCCACCAAGCUGGCUAGAGAGCCUCAAGCUGUACGGCAGGCUGGUCAGGGUAACAGAUUGGAUCCAUCAGCUUCAGAAUCUCUGCAAGUUGGUGCUGGAGCAUAGCUGUUUGGAGCAAGAUGGUGUCAUACGAGCCCUUGGGAUGCUACCAAAUCUUGCAGUUCUACGCCUGAAGGUUUCUUCAUUCUGGGGUAAACAGCUCCAUUUCCAAAACUCGGAUUUCCCGAGUCUCGUGGUGCUAGAGCUUUAUUACUUACCGAACCUUGAAUCGGUGCUAUUUGAAGAAGACGCAAUGCCUAGCCUCGAGCUGCUACAAAUUGGUACUUGCUCCGAGCUGAAUAAAAUCUCCGGGCUAUCAGUUCUCACAAGCCUCAAGGAAAUUAGGCUGGGUUCUUUUCUUGACGAAUCAUUGAAGCCAGAGAUGCUGAGGCAGCUAGGGCAGCGUCAGAAGCACGUCAUCGUGAAAGAUAGUUCGAUUUUCUCUGGUCGAGUGGUCGUCGUUCUCCGUGUCCCAGGUGACCAGGUCACGCCUCCGGCCACUAUCCCUCCUGUCCCAAGUCGCACCUCCCUCGCCCCCUCGCCGGCUCCGGCGGUUGACCCUUCUCUGCUGCUCCCCGCACGGCACCGGUGGACCGGCCCACCCGACCAGCCCCCACCCCCACCCCCAGGUCGCGCCUCCGCCCUCUGGAGAUCUGACGGACGACCCUCCGCCCUUUGCCGCUCCAACUCGCCUCUCUGGUCGCCGCACUGCGUCCUCUGGGCUCUGGUGCCGGUCGCUGCCCACGCCUAG
Molecule: messenger RNA, 3774 nt
Organism: Lolium rigidum
Lineage: Eukaryota; Viridiplantae; Streptophyta; Magnoliopsida; Poales; Poaceae
Product: disease resistance protein RPM1-like
Exons: 5
Coding region: 1-3774 (1257 amino acids)
Biological process (GO): defense response to other organism
Molecular function (GO): ADP binding
Source: RefSeq, a predicted model, not a curated record